AUGAAGCUUUCCCUGAUCGUCAUCGCAGCAACAUUCUUUGUGCUGCUCAACUCAUAUUCAACGAGUUCGCUAUCGAUCGCAAACGACUCUCCCGAUCGCUGGGCUCAAAUUGACCUUGAAGCGCCUCUUACCAACACAUCUCACGUCGGCGUUCUGGAGAAGCGAAGACAUAUCGGCGUCUGCGAACUAGUCUCAGUCGCAGCCUCUUGCGUGGUCCUCAUCAAUUGGGGCUAUAGCCUGGUCUCUGGCUCGUUUAACUACAUCAGCAACUUCAUCUACGAAACCGUUCACGCCGACUUUGCAUGCGAACCUCAUGUCGGCGCUUACAAGGAGCUCAAGUUCAAGUUCCAAGCCUAUGGAGGAGACUGCCACACCUCUGCCCAGAGAAAAACUAUCAUGAGCGGCAUUGAGAGUCACUUCAAGGCGAAUGGUGGGAAGAUCUGUGGCACCGAGUGCUUGAGACUCGAUCAUAGGAGAUGGAAUGGAUAUCUUCUGCUGGGGUUGGAAAAGACGUUUGAUAAGAACCGCUUGAGAUGGGAGUGGUAG
Messenger RNA from Zasmidium cellare ATCC 36951, 546 nucleotides. RefSeq lists its product as uncharacterized. NCBI's taxonomy places the organism in Eukaryota, Fungi, Ascomycota, Dothideomycetes, Mycosphaerellales, Mycosphaerellaceae. The record is from RefSeq and is a predicted model, not a curated record. The transcript has 3 exons. The coding region runs from base 1 to 546 and encodes 181 amino acids.